This is a messenger RNA of Saimiri boliviensis boliviensis (Bolivian squirrel monkey), 841 nucleotides long. It is a transcript of the gene PSME2, whose product is annotated as proteasome activator subunit 2. Gene Ontology annotation, biological process: regulation of G1/S transition of mitotic cell cycle; positive regulation of endopeptidase activity; regulation of proteasomal protein catabolic process. NCBI's taxonomy places the organism in Eukaryota, Metazoa, Chordata, Mammalia, Primates, Cebidae. The record is from RefSeq and is a predicted model, not a curated record. Gene Ontology annotation, molecular function: endopeptidase activator activity. Gene Ontology annotation, cellular component: cytoplasm; proteasome activator complex; nucleoplasm.
GGGCGGGCCUGGACCUGGGGAGUGAAAGCGAAAGCCCGGGCGACUAGCCCGGAGACCAGAGAUCUAGCGACUUGAAGCAGCAUGGCCAAGCCGUGUGGGGUUCGCCUGAGCGGGGAGGCCCGCAAACAGGUGGAAGUCUUCAGGCAGAAUCUUUUCCAGGAGGCUGAGGAAUUCCUCUACAGAUUCUUGCCACAGAAAAUCAUAUACCUGAAUCAGCUCUUGCAAGAGGACUCCCUCAAUGUGGCUGACCUGACCUCCCUCCGGGCCACACUGGACAUCCCCAUCCCAGAUCCUCCACCCAAGGAUGAUGAGAUGGAAACAGAUAAGCAGGAGAAGAAAGAAGUCCCUAAGUGUGGAUUUCUCCCUGGGAAUGAGAAGGUCCUGUCCCUGCUUGCCCUGGUUAAGCCAGAAGUCUGGACUCUCAAAGAGAAAUGCAUUCUGGUAAUCACAUGGAUCCAGCACCUGAUCCCCAAGAUUGAAGAUGGAAAUGAUUUUGGGGUAGCAAUCCAGGAGAAGGUACUGGAGAGGGUGAAUGCUGUCAAGACCAAAGUGGAAGCUUUCCAGACAACCAUUUCCAAGUACUUCUCAGAACGUGGGGAUGCUGUGGCCAAGGCCUCCAAGGAGACUCAUGUGAUGGAUUACCGGGCCUUGGUGCACGAGCGAGAUGAGGCAGCCUAUGGGGAGCUCAGGGCCAUGGUGCUGGACCUGAGGGCCUUCUAUGCUGAGCUUUAUCAUAUCAUAAGCAGCAACCUGGAGAAAAUUGUCAACCCAAAGGGUGAAGAGAAGCCAUCUAUGUACUGAACCCAGGACUAGAAGGAAAAUAAAUGACCCAAUAAAGGAC